Morchella importuna is the source of this 240-nucleotide messenger RNA. RefSeq lists its product as uncharacterized. The transcript is spliced from 3 exons. The coding region runs from base 1 to 240 and encodes 79 amino acids. The record is from RefSeq and is a predicted model, not a curated record. NCBI's taxonomy places the organism in Eukaryota, Fungi, Ascomycota, Pezizomycetes, Pezizales, Morchellaceae.
AUGUAUAACUACAUGAAGUUAAAGCACACUGAGGGUAGGAGGUUGUGCAUGAACGUGAGCGUUGAGAUGGGGCCCAGCACGGCGACAAAACACAGACACUUGUUUGCGCUGGUAGAGCAACAAACAUGCUUGUCGCCCGAGGAUACGGUUAUGGAGUCUGGAAGGAUCUGGGCCGAUGCGACCCCCACGAUUUUCUACUUUGACGUUGAUGGAUGCGCGCAGUCACCUGACUACAUGUAG